GCACCCGAUGGUAAUCCAACAGCCAUGAAAGUCAAUAAUCAAAAUGGCGGUGCAGGGGAUGGGCGGAAUCCCAUGUAUUGACAUCAUUUUGAAGAAAAUUCCAGGUGCUGGUCUUGGCUUUAGCAUCGCUGGGGGAAUCGACCAGGAUAAAACCAAAAACCCUUUCAUCCCAGGUGACGAGGGAAUCUUUGUGAGUGCCAUCAAGCCGGGGACACCAGCAGAACUAGCAGGGUUGGCAGUUGGGGACAAGAUACUAGAGGUCAACGGCCUAGACCUGACAAUGUCCACGCACAGCCAUGCCAUCAAGCUACUCACAAAGGAGAAGUUCACGGUGCUGAAGAUGAAGAUUUAUCGGCGGGGCAUCUAGGAUUGCCCACCGCUCUCAGCCCCAAGGCAGUUACCUGCUUACCAGGGAGAGCUUCGUGCUCAGCAGAAUGUAGAUCUCUGGUAAGCGUGUAUACUAUGGGUGUGUCCUCCUGCAUUGAAGCAGAGGAAUACUAGAAUUGGUGAAUCAAGUUUCAGAACCGGAAAUAUCGCCUCCCACCCUUUUUUUCCCCACCCCCCCAUUCCACCUUCACCUUCAUUCUAAACCACUUCUUUUUUGGUGGAAAAAUUACAGAAAAACCACUGAAAUACCACAUUUCUGUAGCUGGUUACAAAUGAGUCGAAUCCAAGUGUUUAGUAGAUUUUGGCAAAAUACCAGUUUACCAUCGAUCUUGGACUUGACUGUCUGUGCUCAAUGCAGGGGAGAAAAAAGUCUGUCAGUGAGCUGAGAGACUUUGAAAGUUUCAGGCAGUUGCACCUUCCAACCUCCCUCUGCCUACCUUUACCUCUUUAUGGGUCUGCGAAAAGUAGGAACUAGUUUUGAUAGCUUGUGGAAUUUUAUCAGAGUGUGAGAGCUUGAAAGUGUGGAAAUAAAUGCACCAUUUGGGUAUAUUUAUGUGUGUUUUGCCUCAAGAAAGUUAGAUCUACGAAGUUUUAAAGCAAAUUUCAUUUGAACAACUCUCAGAGUUGCCUGUAUGCUAGCAUACGCUUAUCUGUGUGAAUUUUACACAUUUUAGACAUGUAUUGUGUAGGAAGCGAGCACGGAUGAGUACAAUUAUAAACAUUCAGUAAAAAAAAUUUAAAAAACAGUACUUGCUGAAAUCACUUUAUUGGACAAUUAUUUUGUGUGACAAUUUGAAGUGUGAGUUUGAGCCUUCAACCAUUCAAUUGGCGUUCAGAUUGCUUCUGGGUGAUAUACUUGUUGCAUUAGGAAAGAUUGCCUGGAUAGUGCCAGAUGAAAUGUAUGUGAUUAGGGUAUUCCAAAGAACAAAGUUAAAUGUAUUCUUUCUAUCUGUACAGUCUUAGUCCACAUUGAGUUUGUUGUAACAGGAUCCAAUCGAAAGACGUCAGCGUGCCAUGUGGCCACACAUUAUCCCUGUGAUUGGCUACCCCUGCAGUAGGCAGAUGUUUGGUCAGCAGUAGAUCGAUUGCACCUGCUAAGUCACGUGACCUGUGGGUCCUGAGCUGGACCAAGAGAGGGCGCAAUUUUCCUAGCAACAGAGGGUCCUUUGGUACUUGUAGAGUACUAACUGCACAUCGCUGGCUCACGAACGACUGUGAAACGUAAACGUUGCAGUUGCGUCGCUACCAACAACAGGAACACUCCCAAUCAAUAGAGCUCUUUUCGACCAAUGAGAGGGGUGCCUCUGGGUAUCAAACAUCAACAAACGGACCAUCCUCCCAUAGCAAAGUGUGUCACAAGUGUCAUUUACCAAAUAUAAAGCCGACGGUUGGUAACGUAGUCAGACUACUGAUGUGCUGAGCACUGUACGGAAAAUCGGGAGUAUUUUUGGUAAACAACACUUACAGUAUGACACCCUUUGCUAUGGAAAGAGGCCAUGUUUGUUGACGUUUGAUACCCACUAUAGGUCAUGUAACUUAGCUGGCGCAAUCGGUCUGUUGUACAUUGUAAACAAGACAGUGAGGCUCGCUUUCACGUAAAAGAAUAGUGAGUUUUUGUCAAAAGGCGUAAAGGUCACCACUUGGUUGUCGUUAUUUAGCACUAGGUGUUGGCUCCGCAUUUUUCUUAAUUUUUUUUCCCGUUAACAUGUAUAAAACUGACCUAUCACAUGCAUGUUUAUGUGAGUGCCAUGUCAUUUCGGUCAAUGAGAUCACCCGAUACUAUUUCAUUUGAUAGUGAUUCAAAAUACAAAGUUCCAGAUUGACAAAGCUCAUCUGCAAGCGCAGGAGUGCCAAAUACACUUAUCCACUCAAUGCCAAAGUAUUCCCCUAUGAGCGAGAGAAAAUGAGUGACUGGGCACCCGGCGGCGUCUAGUGGCCCGUACAUUUCCAAUAAAAAUGAACCUGUGUGCAUAUGCAUUGUGUGCCCAUCAGCGCUUCUCUAUGCACAUAGCCUGAGCUGAAGAGAAAGGUCCGUCAGUUCUUAGAAUUUAAGUUUGAUGACAUACCCAAAGUGUAAAGAACAGGCUCGUGGGUAAAACAGAGUAGACUUUAUUUGAAGAUUACAAAGUGACAAAUUUGGAAGUGACUAAAAGUCAAAUUGAUUGAUUUGACAGUUGUUUAUUAAUGCAAUAAGAGUAACAGUGGCAGUACUGGACAAAAACCAAAGCUUUGAGUGAGGUAGUUAAACGGCUUUGUAGUAAACUUAUUCGGAUUAAGCGAUUUACAUGUAGGUAAGCACUCAGUUUUUAGUGAUUCAGUUGAAUGUAUGUUCGGAUUCAAUUGGAGCAAGCCUUUAUGUGGCUGUAACGAGUGCAUGGAACUAGUUGGAAACAUUUGACCAGGUUGCCUUCUGUGACGGCAGGCAGCACCUCAGAGGCGUCUAAACAUUGUGUUGGUUGUCAUGUACAGAUCUUGAGGGUGCAGCUUGUUUGUUAGGGUUGGUAACUCUCGACCAGAUUGUCAGGGGUUCGAUUCCAGCUGUUGGCCAUAUGCUGUAUGCUUAGGCCAGCCACUCAGGAAAGUAAAUGAGCACCGGCAUUGGCUGUGGAGUAACUUAUGACGGGCUGGCAUCCCCAUACAAGGGGAAUGGAACAUUCUCAGUCACUUCACGUGGGGGAAACUGGAGAUGAACCCUGGCCCAGUGAGCCACACUGGUUUGAAUCAGACCGAUUGCAAAACCGUCUUGCACCCACCUUGUGUUUUCUCAAGUGGGGUUACCAAUAAUGUUAACUAUCGCAAAGUUUGCAAUUGUUCGACAAUCGUGUGAGGGUUUUUUAAGUAGGCUGCAAGAAAAAUCAGAGUUUCGGGCUUAAGGA
Molecule: messenger RNA, 3263 nt
Organism: Acanthaster planci (crown-of-thorns starfish)
Lineage: Eukaryota; Metazoa; Echinodermata; Asteroidea; Valvatida; Acanthasteridae
Gene: tax1bp3
Product: Tax1 binding protein 3
Biological process (GO): neurotransmitter receptor transport postsynaptic membrane to endosome; embryo development; establishment or maintenance of epithelial cell apical/basal polarity
Cellular component (GO): postsynaptic density; postsynaptic membrane; adherens junction
Molecular function (GO): protein kinase binding
Source: RefSeq, a predicted model, not a curated record